GAAUUAAUUUUAUACUAAUUGUCUAAUCGAUAAAUUGUUAUAUUGAUCGCUGACAAUGGUGCGAAAAUUAAAGUAUCACGAGCAAAAAUUGCUAAAGAAGGUAGAUUUUUUAUCCUGGCCAGCCGAUAAUAAUCUUCACGAGGUUAAGAUCUUGAAGAGAUAUUGUAUUCAGAAAAGAUCUGAUUAUACGGUAUACAACAAAUUAUCACGCGAGAUACGGGAAUUGGGUAAAAAGAUUAAAGAAAUCGAACCUGACCAUCCUUUUCGCAUAGAACAGAGUGCUUUGUUAUUGGAAAAAUUAUAUAUGUUGGGCUUGAUCUCUACCAAAUGGGACUUGUCUCAAACUCAGAAAGUAACUGCUAGUUGCUUUUGUAGACGAAGACUUCCAGUUGUUAUGGUACGCAAUAAAAUGAGUCAAACAAUAUCAAUGGCGACAAAGUUGAUAGAACAGGGUCAUGUCAGAGUUGGAGUCGAAGUUAUAAAGGAUCCUGCAUUUCUAGUAACAAGGAAUUUGGAAGACUUUGUUACAUGGGUAGAUACUUCUGCUAUUAGGAAACAUGUACUAGAAUAUAACAAUCAGAGAGAUGAUUUUGACAUGGCAUAAAUCUACAUAUUGGUCAGAUAUAUACUUGUGAAACUACAUUUUUUAUAAACAAUACAGAAUAUUGUGUACUAUUUAUUGUAGAUAUUUUAAUGUUUAUAAUUAAAUUCUUCCAACAA
Camponotus floridanus (Florida carpenter ant) is the source of this 720-nucleotide messenger RNA. RefSeq names its product U3 small nucleolar ribonucleoprotein protein IMP3. Gene Ontology annotation, biological process: rRNA processing. Gene Ontology annotation, cellular component: small-subunit processome; Mpp10 complex; small ribosomal subunit. Gene Ontology annotation, molecular function: snoRNA binding; structural constituent of ribosome; rRNA binding. The record is from RefSeq and is a predicted model, not a curated record. NCBI's taxonomy places the organism in Eukaryota, Metazoa, Arthropoda, Insecta, Hymenoptera, Formicidae. The transcript is spliced from 4 exons. Bases 56 to 604 code for a protein of 182 amino acids.